Messenger RNA from Exophiala oligosperma, 1775 nucleotides. RefSeq lists its product as uncharacterized. The coding region runs from base 145 to 1206 and encodes 353 amino acids. Lineage: Eukaryota; Fungi; Ascomycota; Eurotiomycetes; Chaetothyriales; Herpotrichiellaceae. Gene Ontology annotation, cellular component: cytoplasm. Gene Ontology annotation, molecular function: isomerase activity. Gene Ontology annotation, biological process: biosynthetic process. The record is from RefSeq and is a predicted model, not a curated record. The transcript is spliced from 5 exons.
GUUUUACUAUAAUUGAUGUUCAUAUCGACUGCUUAAACCCGAUCUGCUCACGGUGUUUGUGCGACUCAUCUAUAUAACAACACCAAAUAUCUCAUUCGCUGUCCACAAACUUAUUCACGGUACCGUGGGCGUUGAACCGUAGCCAUGGCGUCUGGUCCGCAUACCUUUGUUACCUUGGUGGUCUUCUCACCCGAGAAGUUUCAAGGAAACCCAUUGGCGAUCGUCUCCGUGCGAGGGAAUGCCCUGAGCCAGAGUCGCAAAUCCCUUAUUGCCAAAGAAUUCAAGUACUCAGAGACAGUCUUCCUCCAUGAUGCGCCUGGUCCGGGUCAACCGCGACUCUGUGAGAUCUUCACCGAGACAGGUGAGGAGAUACCAUUUGCCGGGCAUCCGAUUAUUGGUGUCGCACAUUAUAUCUUCAGCUUCUUGGAGAAGGUAAACUAUGGAGGGCCCCAAGACCGGGAUACCCAGCGUCAAACGGCAGUCCUUCAAACCAAAGCAGGAAAGAUUCCCAUCUUCUUCAAUCCGUAUCGACAAGUCGCAGCCUGCGCAGUGCCUUUCGAUAUCCAUGAGCACUCUCGUCAAGUGCCUAUGAACAGUAUCAUCGCGACGCAACCUCAAGUCCAGAUUGUACCAACCAUCGACAAAGUCAAGAACAAGUCGUUCCCCUUGGUAUCGAUAGUCAAGGGCAUGACUUUUGUCCUCGUUGAUUUGACCGAUAGUCCUGAAGUCUUCGCGGCUCUCGAACCCGCAAAGUCGCCAGACGUCGAGCUAGACUCGGAGUGGUCUCCGAGCUUCGUUGGCUGCCUCUACUACAAAGUCUUGGCCAAAUCAGAAAAGGAAGGGGAACCCACCAUUCACAACAUCCAAGCUCGAAUGAUCUCACACGGGAUCGAAGACCCUGGCACUGGAAGCGCUUGUUGUACCUUGAGCUGUUACCUGGCAUUGCAUUCCUCAGACGGACCUGCCAAACCAGAUACGUCAGAGCCGGAGGCAGAGCUGACAAAAAAGACAGAGGACCUGAAGUUGGCAGAAAAGACAGAAAGGAAAGUGUUUGGAAUUCAGCAGGGCGUCGAGAUGGGCCGGCUUUGCACCAUCGCUGUAGAGGUUGACGUCAAGACGGACGAGCAGGGCAAGUCGAGUAUUACAAAUGUGAUACUCAGUGGAAGGGCCAAUGUCCAUCUCAAAGGUGAGAUCUUUGGCACGUAGUCAUGGUCCCCUGAGGAGGAAAAGGCCAGAAACAAGCUUUUUCCGCACGGAUAGACCGAUACCGAAGCUUCAUCUUGGCCGGAGGUAGCCAAAUCCGAAAGCAACCAAACCCACCCCCUUAUGUUGAAUAAUCAUGGCCGCUAUGGACUAGAGUCAAUCGGCAAAGCCUAACUUUAUCGUCAAACUUGCGCCAGACCUCGUGAGUGAAUCAGGAAGAAAAUACGCGAGGCCUGGUUGGUCCCCAAAACAUUGCAGGGUAGAGAAAGGGGUGGUGACUUGAGCCGUCUUUCUGCCCUGAGCCCGACGUCUCCUGCUUCAUGUUGAGUCCGGGCCAGGAUGCAAUCGGUUAUCUGGCGGAGAAAAAGCUUGGUGAAGCUUGACUGCUACCAAGACACGGAGGCUCCCAGGGGGAUCGUCGCACAAAGUAUGCUAGAACGAUUUCCAGGGGGGCCAUCAUUGUCUGGUCCAUGUGGGAGCCACAAGGCCACCAGUGGUGAUCGUUUAUCUUUGGAAUGUUGGCGACUGUGACGGUGAAGCAAGAGAGGGGCGAUCGAGCUGGGGAAGGAGGG